AGAAAACACUGAUAGAUUGAAAUAGCGUCAUACUUCCUUGGACUAUAUGUUAGUGAAAGCGAAGCUGACGACACGUGAUACCCAAGGCUGUCUGUCUCUUUCAUCCCCUCACCUCCCCACAUUCACAUACUCCGUGUUCAUAUCAGACAUCACCGGAACUUGCCUUCCAACCCAAUCCAAUGAACAGAUCCAACCCCGCUCAGCACGUCCUCAACACCCCCGAGCUCCUCGAACUCAUCCUCACCCAGCUCGACCUCCGCACCCUCCUCACCUCCGCCCAGCGGACCUGCCGCACCUGGCACACCCUCAUCCGCACCUCCCUUCCCCUCCAAGAAGCCCUCUUCUUCCACCCGAUUAAAUCUGGCCACAAUGCCCCAUCCCACGACUCAACAACCACCCCUACCAUAAACCCUCUCUUACAAUGGGCCUUCCCGCAGUUCCUCUCUCAGCCCCCCUCUGACUACUACCCCUCUAGCCUGAACCCCUUCGACGACCUCACUUCCCUCGCCCACCGCGCCAAGCAUCCCGCCUACCUCCGCCCGGAAGCCAGCUGGCGCCGCAUGCUCGUGCAGCAACCCCCGGCCCGCUCCGUGGGGGUGCUGACCGCCUCGCAUGGUCCGUUUGGAAGCGAACUCGGCCUGGAAAGCUGGGUAGGUAUCCCCCUCUAUCCCCUACACCAACAGCACCCAAUCUAUAAGGUUGACAUGCGCAUGAACCUGGUCUAUUCGCGGGGAUGAAGAACCA
Molecule: messenger RNA, 744 nt
Organism: Aspergillus saccharolyticus JOP 1030-1
Lineage: Eukaryota; Fungi; Ascomycota; Eurotiomycetes; Eurotiales; Aspergillaceae
Exons: 1
Coding region: 180-737 (185 amino acids)
Molecular function (GO): protein binding
Source: RefSeq, a predicted model, not a curated record